GCAGCAUCCAAAAAUCUUCGGACAGCGAGUGUUUUAGUUGUAAUAUCAGCCUCACAAUGGUGACAACGGACUCCGGCCGUCCGCGGUGUCAGUGAAAAGUCACCCAGCUCCAGUGGCACACCAUUCUCUCGCCCCCCAAAUGGCAUCCCCGUGAGCCGCAACACACUCCCGUGCAUCGUUCCCAGUGAAUUCCGUGCGAGAUGCAUCGAUUUCUUGUGAUAUUCCAAGUGUUCUGUGCACUUCUCUGUCCCAAAACCACGCACUGUCUGCCAGAUAUCAUCAAAAUCGGCGGACUCUUCCAUCCUGGCGAUGACACCCAAGAGGUGGCCUUCCGCUAUGCCGUGGAGAAGAUAAAUUCCGAUCGCACAGUUCUGCCGCGCUCCAAGUUAUCCGCUCAAGUGGAGAAGAUAAAUCCCCUGGACAGCUUCCACGCCUCCAAGCGCGUCUGCCACUUGCUGCGAACCGGCGUGGCGGCAAUCUUCGGCCCACAAUCCGCCCACACGGCCAGUCACAUCCAGAGCAUUUGCGACACAAUGGAGAUACCACACCUAGAGACGCGCUGGGACUAUCGCCUGCGCCGCGAGAGCUGCCUGGUCAAUCUCUAUCCCCAUCCCAGCAUGCUGUCCAAGGCCUUCGUGGACAUCGUGCGCGCGUGGGGCUGGAAGAGCUUCACCAUCAUCUACGAGACGAACGAGGGCCUGGUGAGACUGCAGGAGCUGCUGAAGGCGCACGGGCCCAACGAGUUGCCCAUCACAGUGCGACAGCUCAGCGAGUCCGGCGACUACAGGCCGCUGCUGAAGCAGAUCAAGAACUCCGCCGAGUCCCACAUCGUGCUGGAUUGCAGCACAGACAAGAUCUACGAGGUGCUGAAGCAGGCGCAGCAGAUCGGCAUGAUGAGCGACUAUCACAGCUAUCUGAUCACCUCGCUGGAUCUGCACUUGGUGCAUCUGGAUGAGUUCAAGUACGGCGGCACGAACAUCACCUCCUUCCGCCUCGUGGACCCAGAGAAGGCCAUCGUCCAAGACACCAUCGACACUUGGGUGUACGGCGAGACGAAAGCCGGACGGAAGACGUUCUUCGGCAAGAUGACAAACAUUUCCGUGAUACGAACGGAAACUGCCCUCAUGUACGAUGCUGUUCACCUGUUUGCAAAGGCCCUCCAUGACCUGGACACCAGCCAGCAGAUCGAUAUUCAACCCCUGUCCUGCGAUGCGUCCGACACUUGGCCGCACGGAUACAGCCUCAUAAAUUACAUGAAGAUUGUGGAGAUCCGCGGACUCACGGAUGUCAUCAAGUUCGACCAUCAGGGCUUCCGCACGGACUUUGUGCUGGACAUUGUGGAAUUGUCACCGCUGGGAUUGCGAAAAGCCGGCACGUGGAAUUCCACGCAAGGUGUGAACUUCACGAAAACCUACGGCGAGCAGCAGAUGGAAAUCGUUGAGAAUCUCAAGAACAAGACACUCGUUGUCACGACAAUUCUCAGUUCGCCGUACUGCAUGCGGAAGGAUUCGGCGGAGAAAUUGACAGGAAAUGAUCAAUUUGAGGGAUACGCCAUUGACUUAAUUCACGAAAUCUCCAAGAUACUAGGUUUCAAUUACACCCUCAGACUCGCACCUGACGGACGAUAUGGGAGCUACAACAAAGAAACUGGCGAGUGGGACGGUAUGGUACGUGAAUUAUUGGAGCAACGGGCAGAUUUAGCUAUAGCCGAUUUAACAAUCACCUUCGAUCGGGAACAGGUUGUGGAUUUCACAAUGCCAUUCAUGAACUUGGGAAUAUCCGUGCUGUAUAGGAAGCCAGUAAAGCAGCCACCGAAUUUGUUCUCCUUCCUGAGUCCCCUUUCAUUGGACGUGUGGAUCUACAUGGCGACAGCUUAUCUCGGUGUCUCUGUGCUGUUAUUCAUUCUCGCCAGGUUUUCACCUCAAGAAUGGCAAAAUCCUCAUCCAUGCAAUCGUGAUUCCAGCACAUUGGAUAAUCAAUUUUCCCUCCACAAUUCCCUCUGGUUUACCUUUGGUUCCCUCAUGCAACAGGGCUCUGAUAUAAGUCCCAAAGCCGUUUCCACAAGAAUGGUCGCCGGAAUGUGGUGGUUCUUCACGCUGAUCAUGAUUUCCUCCUACACUGCCAACUUGGCGGCCUUCCUCACUGUCGAACGCAUGGAUUCACCGAUUGAGAACGCCGAGGACUUGGCCAAGCAGACCAAAAUCAAAUACGGUGCACUCGGCGGUGGAUCAACAGCUGCAUUCUUCCGGGACUCCAAUUUCUCCACUUAUCAGCGAAUGUGGUCCUUCAUGGAGUCCACGCGGCCGUCCGUGUUCACGACCAGCAACAUCGAGGGCGUGGAGCGCGUGGUGAAGGGAAAGGGCAGCUACGCCUUCCUCAUGGAAUCGACGUCCAUCGAGUACGUCAUCGAGAGGAAUUGCGAGCUGACCCAAGUGGGCGGUCUCCUCGAUUCCAAAGGCUACGGAAUUGCAAUGCCACCGAAUUCACCCUAUCGCACUGCAAUCAGCGGAGCCGUGCUGAAGCUGCAAGAGGAGGGCAAAUUGCACAUCCUGAAGACUCGCUGGUGGACGGAAAAGCGCGGCGGCGGAUCGUGCAGGGACGAGCAGUCGAAGUCGAGCAGCACGGCCAAUGAAUUGGGCCUGGCCAAUGUCGGCGGCGUUUUUGUGGUGUUGAUGGGUGGAAUGGGGGUGGCGUGUGUCAUAGCCGUGUGCGAAUUCGUGUGGAAGUCCAGAAAGGUGGCCGUGGAGGAAAGGGUAAGCCAAAUAUUGCAUGAAACAUAGCUGUAAAGAGUCAGAAUGGCAGUUUUGAUUCGCUCUGCGGAAAAUGCGCACGAAAAACAGAGGACAAGGGAAGUGAACAUGAGAGUCAAAACUGCAAAUUAAAGCAAAAAAAAAGGGACAAGAAAAAUUUAAUGCAAGAAGAUAUUUACUAGAAAAAAAUCAAUUUCUAAAUUAAAUUAAAUUAAUUUAAUAAGGAAAUCAUUGUAUAUAUAGUGAAGAAUUAUAAUCUUUCAGAGGAGAAAUUAUAUUAUAUAAAGGAAAUUUCAAUAUGGAAUUUAUGACAAAUUGUAGGCAUUUUAUCAUGAAUUUUCAAAAUACACACAAAAAGGAGAAAAAGAAAAGAAAAAGAAAAACAAUUAAUCAAUUGACACGGAGUUUAAGAUGAAGAGGUUUUAGAUAAAGAAAAUGUUUCAAAUGAAUUUAUACAUAUAAAUACCUAUUUAUGGACCAAAAAGUUACUUUACGCAUUUCAUAAUUAAUUAUAGCUUCACCUUUGUUCACAAUUCACCCCAAAAAUUACCCUCUUUGUGGACAGAUAUUUAUUAGAUUGGUCAGUAGAAAACAUUCAUGGAGGCAAAAAUUGCUGAAGAGAAAAGGAAUAAGAAAAAAAUUAACCAAUGUGAAUAUAUCAUCAACAUUCCAACGAAUUUUUGAAUAUCGAAUAGAUGACAAAUUCCCCUUAUUGCCAAAAGAAUAAAGAACAAAAAGGAUGAAAGACAGAGAGAAAAGCGAAGAACAAUGAUAAAUAAAAUUGUAUAAUUGACAAAUAGGCAUUAUUUUGGUGAAAAAUUGCCCAGAAGCGUUAAAUUUACUGCCAAAAUUUUACUUUUACUGUAGAAAGUAUGAGCAAUAAUGCGAGAAAAAAGUUGUACAAUAAAUUAUUUAUUGCAACAACAAACGAAAAAAAGUACCACUCAUUCUUUUUCCAACUCCAAAAACACCCCUUAAAUUAUUCAUGCAGUUUUUAUAUUUCCACAAUUCACGGUUUUGUUCCUCAAAAAUCCAACUCAUUCUCGCGUCUCAGGCAUUUCUUCUUCACACACACCCAAUAAAUUCAUUUUGAACAUUAAACCAGACGAAGAAAGUAAAAUUGUCGAGGGGUAGGUUUGAUUUCCACGAAAAUAGGAGACGCUUUUGCUCCGCAAUUUCCCAAGAAUUCCCAUCCGGAGCGGAUUUUCUUCCUCCUCGAAAACCCUUCUUUUUUUUCCCCAAAUCAUCUUGAGUGCCUCGAAUCUGGGAGGAAAAAAAUGUGUGCAUGAGUGUGUGUGAGUGAAAACGAUGCAGAAAUUUCCUCAGGGAAUCAAUAAUUCAGUUGAUAUAGAGAAUAUUGGAAAAUUGAGACGAAGCGCGCCUCUGAAGAGUGGCACGCGGGAGGAAAAAAAAAGCUCAGGCAAAACAUUUAUAGGAAAUCUCAAAUGCAAUAUUUUACGAAUUUUCUCUUCAUAAAAACAAAUAUAUUGUGUGCAAAUCUUUUUUGCUUCCCGCUUGUUGGCUCUGUUGGAAAUAAAAUAGGAGGUUUCACUGUGUUCGGAAAUGGCCUCAGAGCUUCGUUUUGCCCUUAAGUGCCGCUCAAAAACACGCGGAAUUCGCCACAAUCACGCCGUUAAUGAUUUGGACAGUGCGGAAAAUCAUCGUUUUCACCCACUCGGACCGCCCUAUUCACAAUACGAGUUCGACACUAAAGCCACGAUGGAAUAGAAUCUCUCAAAUACUCAACAGUCAACACUUAGCAGACCAUUCGAAGUCACACAUUUACACGCGCAUAUUUAUCUAUAUAGAGAGCACUCGGUAUUUAGAAAAUAAGGGUCGCGAGAGAGAGGAAUGAGAAAUUGAAAUUACUUGUGAAAAUCUCCUUAAGAGAUGUCAGAUCGCAAAGUAAAUGGCUUUUGGCACAGAAGGAAGGAAGAAAAGAGCUCUCAGAACUUUCUUUUGUACUUUUUUACAAUAAAAAAAAACUACCCCCCCAAUUGACUACAAAGGAAUUUAUAUAAAUAUAUUAUAUUGGAAAUUAUUGUAACUACUUGCCAGAAGAGGGUGAACUGUUCAUUGUAUAAUCUCUCACCCUCGAAUCCCAUUUGCAUUGCGCCAUUGUCGUGGAGUUGCUGAUGAUCCCGAGGGAUCUUCUCUCAGGCUGUUAAAUAUUCAAAUUAUACACAAGCAAUCUGACUUACACCAGACGAAAUUCACUCUCCACGCGCAGUCUUUGCGAUGCAAAUGAGGCGUCCUCUUGUUCAGACCUUUCUUUUUCGCAUGGAAAUAAAGCCAAAGAAGAAAAAAAAACUGUGUAAUAGCAAUAAGUCUCAAUUAAAUAUCCUCAUCAACAGAAGAAAACUCACUGGAACUGUUUCACUCCAUCCA
Messenger RNA from Phlebotomus argentipes, 5138 nucleotides. It is a transcript of the gene KaiR1D, whose product is annotated as glutamate receptor ionotropic, kainate 2. Gene Ontology annotation, biological process: monoatomic ion transport; modulation of chemical synaptic transmission; synaptic transmission, glutamatergic. The transcript is spliced from 15 exons. The record is from RefSeq and is a predicted model, not a curated record. Gene Ontology annotation, molecular function: glutamate-gated receptor activity; transmitter-gated monoatomic ion channel activity involved in regulation of postsynaptic membrane potential. Lineage: Eukaryota; Metazoa; Arthropoda; Insecta; Diptera; Psychodidae. Gene Ontology annotation, cellular component: postsynaptic membrane; plasma membrane. Bases 201 to 2780 code for a protein of 859 amino acids.